This is a messenger RNA of Scleropages formosus (Asian bonytongue), 6209 nucleotides long. RefSeq names its product cortactin binding protein 2 (gene cttnbp2). The record is from RefSeq and is a predicted model, not a curated record. Bases 330 to 5057 code for a protein of 1575 amino acids. Gene Ontology annotation, cellular component: actin cytoskeleton. The transcript has 23 exons. Gene Ontology annotation, molecular function: protein phosphatase 2A binding; aspartic-type endopeptidase activity. Gene Ontology annotation, biological process: proteolysis; protein dephosphorylation. NCBI's taxonomy places the organism in Eukaryota, Metazoa, Chordata, Actinopteri, Osteoglossiformes, Osteoglossidae.
CUCUCUCUCUCACUCUCACACACACACACUCCUGACACAUGUUCAUCACACAUAUUAAUAACGCAUGUUCUCCACAAUUUCCUGACGCGACACCUGAGCCGCGCGCGCCGAACCCCUACGCGAUCCCUCGAGAAGGAAGCGCGAGCGCGGGCGGGCGCGCGCUCUGGAACGCCGCCCCGCCGUUCACUAAGCGGCGCGCGCCGCGUCCGGCACCUGAACGGUUAAAGCGGCUCGGAAGGCGCCGUUUCUCAUCCUUCCUCACUCCUUAGCCCUCUUCGCUCACAGAUCACCGCUCAUCGCUCAUCCUUCGGCCGCAGCGCAGCGGGAACAUGGAGACGGAGGGAGCGGGCGGCCAGCAGCAGCCUCCUCCUCCCGGCCACACGCUGGCGACGGCCGCGCACGGUGCUCUUCAGGCGAAAUGUGAGUUCAACAUGGAUAACCUGAGCAAGCCAGAGCUGCUGACCCUGCUCAGUAUCAUGGAAGGGGAGCUGGAGGCGCGGGACCUGGUCAUCGAGGCCCUGAGGGCCCGCAGGAAAGAGGUGUUCAUCCAGGAGCGCUACGCCAGCUUCAACCUGACCGACCCUUUCCUGGCCCUGCAGCGUGACUACGAGGCCGGAACUGGGGAUAAGGAGCGCCAGGCCAUCUGUGCCAGCCCCCUGUCUGUCCUGGAGGCCGUCAUGGCACACUGUCGGAAAAUGCAGGAGAGGAUGUCCACGCAGCUGGCGGCUGCAGAAAGCCGGCAGAAAAAGCUGGAGCAGGAGAAGCUGCAGCUGCAGAGCCUGGAGCAGGAGCACAGGAAGCUGUCGGCGCAACUGAAGGAUGAGCGCGAGAAGAACAAGCACGUGGUCAUGAUGCUGGUGCGGGAGUGCAAGCAGCUGGCUGCCCGUGUGCUCGAGGAGAGCCAGCGCUUCGACGACCUCUCCGCACGGCUCGAGGAGGAGUCCAAGGCCUCCGCCCGGCUGCAGGAGGAGCUGUCGGCUGAGCGCCAAAAGGGCCAGCAGAUGGAGGCCAGGAUGGAGAAGCAGCUCUCAGAGCUGGACACGGAGCGCGAGCAGCUGCGCGUUAGGCUGGGCCGGGAGGAGGCGCGCUCCGCUGACCUGAGGGCCGAGAGCGAGGGCCUGCGCCGGCAGGUUGAGUCGCUCCAGUCGGACCGAGAUGCUGCCAGUUCCGCCCUUCCUGCUGCAGCUGCCAAACCUAAGGCCACCUCCUCUGUUGCUGUGGGCACAGACCCCGUGAGCUGUCGUCCAGCCUUCUGCCAAACGGACCCAACUCCCACGGAUCCGAGCAUAGACGGUGUGAAGAAAGCACCCCUCACCAUCCCCGUCAAGCCCUCUAUUGUCGGCUAUGCUGGAAUGAGCCUGCCAAAGUCCCAGAGUGCACAGCGGGGAGCUGGUGGUCUUCCACACACUGAGAACGGGCCCUCCGUGGGUGAUGGCCAGCCCAGUUUCAUCCCAGCCUCGUCAGUGCACAGUUUACACUCACCCAAUGCUGCCACUGCCCUGCCAGCUGGGGUCAGCCCCCGAGUCCAGGCUGCCCGCUACAAGUUCCAGCCCUCCUCUUCGGAGCAAGACCAAAACGGCAAUGCCACUCCAAGCCCCCCGUCCAGGGAUGUGUCCCCCACAAGUCGGGACAGCUUUGCUGCCAAGCAGCAGGCGCGGCACACGGUUACCCAGGUCCUGUCCCGCUUCACAAGUCCACCAGCCUCCGGGGCCUUGCGGCCCGGCCUCCCCCAUUCCUCAUCCGAGGGGGGGCCCUUUGCCGGCCGGCUUGGCCACCCCCAGAUUGGCCUCAAGUCUCCCACAGUGGGCAGGAUAGACCGGGGGAACCCGCCACCGAUACCGCCCAAAAAACCAGGCCUUUCGCAGACCCCAUCCCCCCCACACCCCCCUGUCAAAGUCAUGACCGAGGGCAGCAGAUCCCCCGCUGCCGGGCUGGGGGUGCCAUCCAAAGCCACCACACCCCAGCUCCCGCCCAAGCCUGCCCUUGACCUGGGGGGCACAGGGGGCGGCUGCUCUGUCCCAGCCUUGACCACGUCUCAGGUGGGUGCCUGCCCCCCCCAGUCGCGGGGGCCGCACCAGGCCGCAUGCACAGAGCGUCCCCCUGCCACCGCCGUUGCUGUCCGUAGCCCGUCCAUAAACCCUGUUAGUGCUUCAUCCUGUAGACCCACUGACAGCCCCCUGGCAACAGCCUCAGGCUGGCGUCCCUCCAUAGUUCCCCCGCUAACCCGUGGUGAUCCCGUCCCCCUGGCUGACGGGCACACCCUCCUCUUCCAAGCUGCUACCCAGGGAAAUGUCACUUUACUGUCAAUGCUGCUUAACCAAGACCCAACGGUUCUUAGCCCCCUUGUCAACGAUGGAAACGCUGCCUUGUAUUCUGCUGCUCGACACGGACACACAGAUUGUGUGAAGCUGCUACUGGCCUCGGGGGUUCCUUGUGAUGCUCCUGACCAAAAUGGAUUCACCCCUUUGCACAUCGCCGCUACCCACGCCCACCUUGGAUGUGUAGAGGUGCUGGUGGCCAACGGUGCGGAUGUGAACCGCACUGCCACCGGAGGACACACUCCACUGUACCUGGCGUGUGGCAGUGGGAAGCCCGAGUGUGUGAGAGCCCUGCUGGAUGCAGGGGCUGACCGCACACUUAUCACUGCCGACAGCUGUACAACCCUGCAUGCAGCGGUCAGUUCUGGCCAAGUGGGCUGCUUGGAGCUCCUCCUGCAUCACCGGCAUCCAGGGGCCGCACCCUCUGUGGGAAAUCCAGGGCCUGGAGACAUCCCACGCUCCCCAGUCGAUAGGCCUGUUGCACUGGGCACUCUCCUCAACUACGCCAACCGAGACAGCUGGACUGCCGCCCACAUUGCAGCAUCCAAGGGCUUCAAGGACUGCCUGGAGGUGCUGUGUGGCCACAGCGAACACGACCUGGAAAAAAGGGACAAGUGCAACCGAACGGUCCACGAUGUGGCCACCGACGACUGCAAGGAGCUGCUGGAGAACCUUGGCUUCUAUCGCGUUCUGAUCCAGAUCCAUAGGGGUUCUGAGGUCUGCACCGUAGACAUGCUGGAGGACACGACUACCAUUGGCGCCAUCAUCGUUCACAGGCACACAAACUGGGGGGAGCUCUCCCAGAGUCUAAGCCAGGUCCUAACCACACACUUCCAGCUAUUGUGUGGGGGCUGGGACCUGAAGGGUGGGGCCACGCUCCUGGAGCCUGUGUUGGGCCUCGGUACCGGCAGCAUCUCCUCAGUGCUCAUAGGUGAUGCCACUUGGCCGCCGGGGAGGGAGCUCCCGCAGUCGCCGUGGGAGCUGAUCCGGAAACGUCACAGUCAGCACAUCACGGUAACGCUCAAAGGCCUUUCGGAGUCAUCCCUGAACGAGCUGACGUACGAUUCCCUGAUGCCGCUGCAGCUGCUGCGGAACUACAGUCGACUGGUGGAACAAUAUCAUAAUGUUAUCUUCCAUGGACUAGAAGGAAGUUGCCAGGAGUAUAUAGCCAACCAGAUAUCCCACUGCAUAAAGCACAAACAAGAGGUGAUGGGAGUCGGCUGUGACAUUGUUCGCAUACAAGUGGACGAGAACAUGUCCAAGGAUCAGCUCCUGGAAACAUUCAUCAACUGUGGAUUUUUGGUGUCAGUGAAGGAUGCGGCCCCCUGCCGCAGGGUGGUGGCCCUGCUGGAGGGCCUCGAGAGGGCUACCUCCCUGUGGGAGCUCCUGGGAGACCUUUGUGAGGGCCUGGAGAACCGGGCCACAGCCUACCCCUUUUUCCUGCUCCACGCUCCAGAAGCCAGUGGCCUCUACUACUUCCAGGAGGGCAGCUUCCUGCUCGGGACACUUGCCAAGUCCCAGCUCCAUGGGACCGAGCUCCUGCUCCAGCAGCAUUUCCGUUGGGUGCAGUUGCGCUGGGACUCAGAGCCGCUCAGAGGCCUGCUUAGCCGUCACUUGCGCAGGAAGCUCGUCCACAAGAUGAGAGGUCAACUCCCUGACGCUUCAGACCUUCUAUGCAGAGCUGUGGCCUGGGUCUGCUCCGUGUGGCAUCAGAUCAAUGGCUGCCUGUCUUGCCUGGGCACCACAGAAGCCCUGAUGGGACCACAGAUGUUUUUUUCCUGUCCAGUGGUUCCAGAGCAGCCGCAAGCCAUUCUCAGAUGGCUGGCCAGGCUGUGGAAUGCAGUGGUAGUCCCCCGGGUGGAGGAGGCAAUCAUCUCCAGGCUCAUGAUGAAGCGCUCUACAGUCCAGCGGCAGGCAGCCAGCAACAGGAACCUGAGCCCAGGGCAGCAGGCGGUGGUCAAGGCUGCUCUCAGCAUCCUGGUCAAUAAGGCUAUCCUCCAGGGCUGCCCCCUCCCUAAGGAAGAAAUAGACAAACACCUGUUGGCGUUCCAAGGCACCAGCUUUCCACUCUCAGUGCUCAGCACCUGCCGGAGCUUUGGGAGGAAGGGAUGGAGCGGCAGCUCUUGGAGGAAGGCCAACACCAGCCCACGCAACAAGGGAGCCCAGUUCUCCUCCUGGGGCUCCAGUGGGACCCUGAAGGAGGGGUCACUGUCCAACCCUGAUGGCUGCUUCACCAGGGUAAACCACAGCUCUCCAAAUGAGCGCUGUGGGAAGGGCGAGCAGUCCACCUUCGCCCUCUGCUCCCAUGGUGAGACAGACCUGGUGCAGGAGCUGCAGACCAUGUGCUCCAGCAAGUCUGAGCCGGACAUCAGCAAGAUCACUCUCUCCAAGGAGGAGUUUGUUCUCUUUCCCGGCUCUCCCAGCAGACAGGCACCCUUGAGAGCCAAUGAUGAAGCCAAUGCCCAGAAUGGCAGAUGCCAGUCCAACAGCCUCUCAGCUGGGCCAGCGAGCAGCGACAAGCUAGCAGUCAGACCUAGAUCCCAACUCCCCAUACCAAGCGCCGACCCAUCCCGAAUCCGUGGCCCCCCGCGGGGCAGCAGCAGCAGCAGCAGCAGCAGCAGAACAAGGCAGGAACCAGCCAACAGCAACGACCUGUCAUGCAAGGACAUCUGGGUCCUCCACGCGGACUCACAUGACAGCAACGACAACAAUAACAGCGACAACAAUAACAACAAGUAGAGUCCCUCCCAUCUUCCCCACCCCCUCGGUUUUUAUGUGCUGUACAGUAGGGUUAUGGCAGCCUUUGUAUUUGUACUCGUUAGACUGUACUUGUUACGACGUUGUGUACUUGGGACCAUAGUUUUAUUAUAUUGCAAACUGCUGACUUCUGGGAGGUAAAGAUGUGCAACAAAGAAGUGCUUAACCAGCUUUUGACAUUAAGACAGAAACAUUCUGGAUCAGAACAAAAAACUACUUUUUUUGGUAUAUGAGUAUUUUAAAAUAUAAAAGUGUUCUAUGUUUAAAUGGUUGCAAGGUUGUUGAAACUAAUCAGGGUUUUACCAAAUAUUUGUAAAUACAAAAUAGAAGCUUAAAUGGUAUAUAGAUUAGUGUAAGUGGUACUUGUACAGUAAAGAACUGAAAAAUUUGAUAAUAUUGUACAUACGGUAUAAUUGUAAUAUGAGAAAUGGGUUCAUACAUUCACUUGUUCCAAAGUGAAUGGAAUGUGGCAAUAAGUAAAAUAAUUGCAAAUACAGGACAUUUUUCUUUUAAAAGCCAUAAAAACAGUUCAACUGCCAUUCACAGUCCCAUUCAGAGUUAAAGCAGCACAUUUUUUCUUAGUUCAUUUUGAACACUUAGCUGAAAGUAGUGGUGCAUCUUAAUUUUUUAAUUCAAAUUAUUUUCAGAAAAUACAUUACUGAUCUACAUUGUGUUGAAAACUUAGAGUUGUUCACUGAAGUGCUCAGAAAUGUCCUGCUUUGCGCAAGCACAACCGUUAAAGCUGCACUGUCACUCCACCGUCCUCUUAUUCUCACGUGAUAAAGGAAUCCAUGUUGUUUUGCCACAGUUUUCUCUAGAAAUAAAGAGUUAAAACAAAUGUUUCCGGAAUAAUAAAGUCAGAAACCAUCCAGUAAGUGCCAGAGCGAGAAGCUGUUUUUGAUUUAUGCUGCACUUUUGAAAUUAAGUGUUUCAAUGCGGUUUACUGUCACAAAGCAGGUUUGUACAUUUUCGUUUUGCAGCAGGGCAACAACUGAUCCAUUUUCCUCCCAGGACUACUUGAUCAUGCGGUAUACAGUGCUGCUUGAAAGUACAUGAACCCUACUGGGAUGGAAAUUAUUCUUGUAUACAAUAUUAAAAUAAGCUUAUAGAAUGAAUAAAUGACGAUGAUUUACA